Messenger RNA from Bactrocera latifrons, 2475 nucleotides. RefSeq lists its product as uncharacterized. Gene Ontology annotation, molecular function: protein binding. The transcript has 10 exons. The coding region runs from base 39 to 1751 and encodes 570 amino acids. Lineage: Eukaryota; Metazoa; Arthropoda; Insecta; Diptera; Tephritidae. The record is from RefSeq and is a predicted model, not a curated record. Gene Ontology annotation, biological process: regulation of DNA-templated transcription.
UUCGUCGCAUCUUCUCCUUAUCAGCAGCGCAACACAGAAUGGGCGUGCUGUGGCUCAUUACAAAGUACCUGCCAUGUGUUCGCAUCAUGGUGUCACGCCGCAAGAUUCUUUCACGUUCUAGAGAUGAUCUGAAUUUGGAUCAGACUUUUAGUCCACAGGAAGAGGAGGAGGAUGURUGGUAUCAAAAGGAGAAACUAUAUAAGGAACACAUACAAGAAGUUUUGGAUAAAUGGACACAAAUUGAUGAUGAGAUUUGGGCYAAAGUGAUUGUUUUCGAACGCAAUCGACGCGUAGCGAAAGCAUAUGCACGUGCGCCUGUGCUCACCAUAAAUGGCUCGGAUGAUGGUUUCGAUGGCAUGCGUAUCGGCUUAUGCGGCUUCGAUAAUCCAAUGCGCGACCAAAAGACAGAGGAAUAUAAGCGCCACAUCGGACAGGGUGUCAAAAUCAAAAUGGAUGACGCUGGCAAUAUACUYGUUCGCCGCUAUGCCAAAAGCAAUGUUUACGUUAAGAGCACAGCGAGUGCUCCCAACGAGGAGACAUCCAUUGGUGCCGACAUACUCAAAUUGCCAAACCAAGCAUUGGAAAGUGAAAAAAUAGUCAAAUUAUUCGAUAUGAAAAAAUUCCAAUCGAAUGUAAAUCGUGAACUUCGUCGUGCUUAUCCCGAUCGUCGACGCCUGGAAACGCAAUGUCUGUCCGUUGURGCUUUUGUCAAAUCGGAGAACGAUAUAUUGGACUGUCCCGUUUGGGUGCUCAUUGUCAAUGUGGUCGCAAUGGAUAUGCUUAAGAGCAAAUUGCCACCAGUGCAACGCCCCAUUGUGGACAUUAAGAAUCGCCCUAGGAUUCCCAUACCCGACGAGGAUCCGUACAGCGUGGCCGGCAACGGCAGCGGCGGCAGCGGYGGCAGUUCGGGCAGCUCUGGUUUCGGUGCUGGCAGCAGCCAUCAUUCACAACAACAACAGCAGCAGCAGGUCGCUGCCGCCAGUAUGGGCAUGCACACCAUGAACGGCGGUGGUAUGAAUGGUGGCACCGCAGUCGCCGGACAUGUGGCCGCCACACGUGAGCARUUGCUGUUGCAGACACAACAAUUGGCUCAUAAACGCAGCGAGAAGCCGCCGAAAUUGCCGCCACGCGAUAAUAUUUACUCUCAUGACAUUAUACCGAAGCCCGAUUACGAUGACAUCGAGGUGGACACUAGAAUCAAAUUAUCACGUGGCAAAUCAGACAAAGGCAAAGACAACAAAAAAUAUGAUGAUCCUUACUAUUGUGGCUUGCGUGCACGUGUACCAAACUUCGUGAAGACCUCAAAGUCCAGCAAGGAGCACAAGGAGUACGUCACCAAUGGCACACUGGUUAAUGGCAACGCUGGCAACACGAAUGGCAACAGCAACGGCAGCAUGAACACACUCAGCCAAAAGAAGAACUCCAUGAUCCACAUGUCGAUGACAGCGCCCAAUUUGCACGCGAUGCAUGUGGCAGCACCACAGCCGCCGCCACACAUGCAUCCACACCACAUUCAGCAGCAGCAGCUGAUGGCCGCCGCUGCAGCACAAGCCGUGCACCACCAUCACCCGGCAGCGGCCGCGCACCAUCACGUGCCACAGCAUCCGAUGUGGCAGACGCGCAGUUUCGAGAGCGGCAUAGAUGCCGAUUUAGUUGAAUCACCAUACAAUCACAUCUAUGGUCGCUUGCCGCUGCCCACACGUGGCUAUGUGCCCACACCGCGCACCAUGUACAUUGGCGAAUGGGAUUGAUAAACAAGCAAAGCGGGAAAAUUCGAAGCACAACAUUAAAAAUAAAUACAUAUAGCCAUAUACAUAUGUAUAUAUAUGUAAUAUAUGUCUAUAACUUUGGUUUAUAUACUGAAAAAGUACUUCAUAUAUAUAUAUCGAUAUGUGUGUAUAUGCUUAUGCGCACGUUUAUUAUGCAACACAGUGAACAUUAGAAAGGAUAUACAUAUGCAUAAUUUAUAUGCAACAUUUAUUAACUAAUUGUAAGCUUAUGUAUGUUUAUGUAACUGAGUAGCAAUGUCUAAGAGUAUAUAUAUACAAAACCCAUACAUAUAAAAGAAUGUUAUUGUAGAGCACGCAUAUAGGCAAUAUUAAGCUGAAAAUGCGUCAAAUUUAGCACAAAAUAAUUAGUAUUUACUAUGAAGAAGAAUACAUAUACCGACGUAUAUAGUAAAUAAGAAUAUAGAAGUAUUGACAAMAAUUCUAAAAUAUAUUUUAUUAAGCUCGUAUUUUGCGCGCUUGCUUCCGCUUUUUUAUUUUUUAGCGACAAAUAGUAUGCGUGUUAUUAUUACUGUUAUUUUCACGAUAUUCAAAAAUAUAUGGCAACGCUUAGGGUCAAAUCUAUGUAGCUGUGCAAAUUUGACAAAACAACCUAACGCGACUUUUUUUGUYUUUAUGCUCAGACUGCAAGUGGAAAUAUUUUUCGAAAAAUCGCAAUUAUUUAACAAGGAAAAUCUCUUAUUUGGUG